Molecule: messenger RNA, 1402 nt
Organism: Acaulospora morrowiae
Lineage: Eukaryota; Fungi; Glomeromycota; Glomeromycetes; Diversisporales; Acaulosporaceae
Source: the annotation of a GenBank genome assembly
AUGCAGUUACAUGAAGAAGAAAUUUUUAAAAUCCUUCCACCCAGUGCAAUUGGAAUAGGGAUUACCUUUGUAAAAUCAUAUCGGGAGCCUUCCAUCAUUGUUUAUGGCAAUAUGUUACCUGUUGAACUCACCGAACAAACUAUUAAAAAUUUUUUUGAAGUAAUACAACGACCACCAGAAGAUAUUGUUAUUUGUCAAUUAUUCGACAAUGAUGCUCUUUGUAAACCGGAUAACGAUUCAGCACGUGUGAUAAGCAAUAUUCAUGAAAUUAGUAAGGGCAAAAAAAAUAAUAAUGAUGAUGAUAAUUUCGAGACAGAAAAGGAUGAAUAUACUGAAGAAAGCGUUUUGGAUGGAAAUAAAGGAGAAAAUGACAGUAGUGAAAAUGAACUUAAUGGAAGCAAAGGGGAAAACAAUGGUAGUAAUGAUCUUAAUGGAAACCAGAAAAACAAUGAUCCCAACAAAAACCAGAAAAGUAAUAAUAAAGAGAAUGAAAAGGAUAGUGGGUCAAAUAAAAAUAACGGACAGGAAAAAGACGGCGGGGAUGGUGGGGACGAUCCAAAUGACUUAAAUACUGUAAUUCCAUAUGGAGCUAUUGACGCCAAUGCCUUCGCCAAGAUUAUGAUUAGCGAUCAAUGCCAAGAAGCUAGUAUACACUUUGUAUUAAAAAUGUGGCAUCCAGGAAAUGAUGAUGAGUUAGCGUUCGAAAUCUCAGACAUAAAACUUUCAGGUGGUAAAAUGCUAUCUAAAAAGAUCAAAGGCCUCAAAGGCGAAGGCUAUUAUCCUAUUAAAGCUGAAGUCAAAUUAGAAGCUCAUCCAGAGGAUCCUAAAAAUAACUUAUCCAUUUUAAUUACAUCCAUUCGUGAUUGCUCUCCGUGUAGUGAGAUGAAUGUUAAUCAGGGUCGAUCUAAGACAACGAAAAUUAGUUCAUUAACGGGAGCUACUGGCAUUAUACCUGCGGCUACUUUAAAUUUAAAUCAAGAAAAAACAAUAAGUGAAAAUGUUUAUUCUGUUUCCAUUACUAACUCCGAUAGAGGACCUACAAAGAUAUUAUGGGAACAUGAAAUGGAAAAUAAGGAAAAGAAGAUUCCAGAUUAUUCUAAUGUGCGAGAGCACAAGGCUCACUUUAAAUACGCGAAGCAUUCUACAAAAAAUCCCGUGAAAAAUUUUGAAAUAAAGACAGAAUUAACUUUAGAAUAUGAUAAGAAUUUUGUUUCGGGAUUAAUUAAUUAUUUUCAUUCCCGUGUUAUUAAAUUCCCAGCAAAAUUAAGAUUUUCACUCUCUAUAGUAAUUGCAGAAAACCAAAUUCAAAAUAUCUUUGGAAAGAAUGAUCUGAUAGAUUGCAGCCAUUCUGAAGCUUUACGAUCUAGUGGUGACAAUAAUUUUGAAGAUUGUUCAAGGCGCU